Molecule: messenger RNA, 438 nt
Organism: Closterium sp. Naga37s-1
Lineage: Eukaryota; Viridiplantae; Streptophyta; Zygnematophyceae; Desmidiales; Closteriaceae
Source: the annotation of a GenBank genome assembly
AUGGAUGCCACUAGAAUUGCGAGUAAGUACGAUGCCGGAGGGGCGUGGAAGGGUGAUGCAGCUGUGGGCGCGGUAGGUGCAGUUGCGCGUGCGGCAGCAGGCACAUGCGCUGCUGUUGGUGCGUGUGCAGCAGUGCGCGUGCCGCUGUGCGCAUGGCGGCUGGCAUGCGCGUGGCUACUUGCUGCGCGCGCAGUUGCUGCUGUACAGGGAGCUGCUAGCAUGGAGCUGCUGCUGCGCGUGCAGCUACGUGUGUGCGGCUACGUGUGUGCGGCGGCGCGCGUGGCUGCUCUUGACGGGACGGGCACAAGGAGUGCAGCGCACGGGGCGGGCAGCGCGGGGCAGGACGGGACUAGGCAGUGCGCGGCUACAGGGCGGGACAGGGCAGCGCGCUGUGCGCAGCUGACUACGAGUGGGGCGGGGCAGGGCGCGGCCUGCUAA